This is a messenger RNA of Styela clava, 11966 nucleotides long. Lineage: Eukaryota; Metazoa; Chordata; Ascidiacea; Stolidobranchia; Styelidae. The record is from RefSeq and is a predicted model, not a curated record.
UUCAGAUGAAAAUGGGUUAGAAUAAAAUUAUGGAGGAAAUUAGUGAGGAAAAAACCAAGCUUAUACUUCAUUGUCUUUAUAUAAUACUGAAUGAAUUCUUUGAUACAAAGCAACAGUUGCUGUGGGUGCAUUUUCUGAAGAAAAAAGCAGUAGUUUCGAAAGGUCAAGCCAAGAAAGUAGAAAAGGAAUUCAAGAAAGAUGAAUAUGAAAAGGGAAUAUCUAAGCUUAUCGACUAUAUGGAAAAGAGAGAAUGUCUCAUUAAGUUGGAAAGAUCAUUGGAGUGUGAAGAUUUUCCUGCAGAAAACAACACAAAAGUAUUGUUAACCCACAUCAUAACUCAUAAAAAUGAAGAUUUGUUGCUUUGUUUUCAUCAUUGGCAUCAAUUGCAUCAAUUACGAGACACUUUAAAGGAUUCAUCUCUCGAUUCAUCCGAGAAUGACGAUGAGAAGUUCAGAAAACAACUAGUGUUUGCAGCUUUGCAUGAAAUCACUGAGAAUAAAGAAGAAAAAACUGUCUUACAUGCAGUACGUGAUAUGAUGCCAAGAUUUCAGAUCGAUUCAGAUACAACAAAAAUACAUGCUAGUCUGAAGAGACAUGCAGAAUCUUCAGGACUUCAAACAAAACCUAUUGCAAGCCAGAAUAGUCCUCAAACCAAUAUUGGUAAUAAGUUUGGACCAACUAAUGAAAAGAAACCUAGAGUAACCUAUGAUAUUGAAAGAAAAAACUUGAAAAGAUCAAAGGAAAAAGAUGAAGCUAAUACAGAUUCUAAAAGAUCUAGGUCUAAGGGAAACGAGACAAGUGAUGAAAGAGACCAAGAAAAUCAGAUAACAAAGCAGAAAGUGCAAGAUAUUAUGGAAACAAGAAAUAAGAAAAAGAAAUUAAAGAAGGAUAGACUGAAACCUCCUGGUGAAACUGAACCUAAUUUGGAAGGAAGAAAAGAAAAUAAAGCGCAAAAGAAUCAGAACACAGAAAAAAGAGCCGCACCAAAUGUAGCAGAAGAGAAGGAGGAACAAAAUGAGAAAGAACAUAAGCAAAUAACUGGACAAAGUACAGAGAAGGGAGAAGGAAAGAAGUCGCAAAAGAAUGAAGACACAAAAGAAGCUGAUACAAAUCAUGCCGUGCGAGAAAACUUACAAAAUCAACAUUCAGCAAAGAAAAGGAAUUCGCCAAUUAAGGACAUUCCAGAACAAAACUUAGAUGACGGUUGCAUCAAGUUUUUUGUGUCCUUUUCACCGGAAUUCUACCACGAUCCGAAAAACAGCGGCAUACUAAUCUAUCUAGAUUGCUUUGAAGAAAAGUGUCUAUACAAAAUGGCUUAUCAUGAAGGAAAUGAUUACUAUUUUUGCACUAUACAACGUAUGAAAAAUUGGACAGAAUUACUAUAUAAAUUUUGCUAUGUUGAUACCAGUAACCAAGAAAAUUGGGAAUCAUUGCCUUCACAUGUAUGGAAUGUAAAUAGAUAUAUUGAUCUAUCAGAGAAAGCCGAUACCAUUUCAUCAUACAAUGUUUUUAUAUUUUAUAAUGAUCAACGAUAUCCAUGGGGAGAUUUGUGGUGUAGUGGAAUGGGAAAAUUUUUGCCAAAUGGAUUUUCAAAUAAACAUUUCGGUGAACUGCUGGCAUGGAUUAAAUGUGUCCAAAGUGGUUGGAGCUGGAAUAUCGAUUGGUAUUAUAAUUACACGAAUAAUGUGAAACCAUCGCAACAAGUGGUUGAAACAUUGUUGCAUUCCUGGAUCAAAUCAUUCGAUAAUAGAAAUGACAAACAGGAAAUUAUUAAUCACAUUAUUGCCGCAUUGGAAUUGAUUGUUGGACUGCGAAAGGAAAAAUAUGAUAUUGCUACUUCUGAUUUUUUGUCGAAGAUAUUUGCUACCUUGGAUACAAGCGAUUUGGAUGACAAUGAUAUAUCAAAAAUAUAUGAUAGUCUUACAGAGAUUCUUUCUAGUUGCAGCAUUCGCCUACCGACAAUUUCUGAUGCAUUACAUGCGUUGUUCAAGAAACUUGAGAAAUCACCCAGUCCCAAUUGGUUAUUGGCACUUCCCCUGUAUUGGAAAUUUGCAAAUGGAGAUGCUAAAGAUGACAAAUAUCAAUACUGCAAUCUGUGUUCAUUGCCAGUAAUUCAAAAGUUUGAUUGGACAAAAGUUUGGCGAGCUUUCUGUGGUGGAGAUUUACAAAAAUCAUUGCUGGAAAUGAUUCCAACCAUCAAGAGUAUUUCAAAAAGAUAUCCAUGGAUUGCCGGUAAUUUUGCAUUCACACUGCGCACUCCAGAAAUGUUGGAAUUAAUCAAAAAUACAGAUCACAAAGAUUUGACAACUCUUUUUCCUAUUGAUAUUGUUCUAUACAGAUGCUUGGAUUUUUAUCAAAAUAGAAAAUAUUCAAAACUUGAAGAUGAGUCAUUUACGUCAUAUGUUCAUUACCAAAUUGAUAAAAUGUGUGAAAAAAAAUUCCAUGAGAGCUGUCCUAUGAGUGCGGAAGUUGUAAAACAGGAAUUCCAAAGAGCCCUGAAAUAUAUUAUAGAGUUUUUGAAAAAGAACAAUGGUUACAGAAGGACAGAUACGCUUUGGUGCCUACAGGUUGUAACAAAACUCGAAAAAUACUUUUUUGAAACACUAGAAUUGUCAAAAGAAUCAGAUUGUCAUAUUAUUCAAAAACUGUUUUUGGAACUUCGCAAACAGAUACUUUUUGAAAUCACGAAGCAAAGAGAAUUAUUUACUACACAAAUUCAGUUUUUAGGAAAUGUCAUCUCGACAAAAUGGAUUAAUCCAGAAUUUCAAACAGAAUGGAAAAAACAAAUUAAAGACAAAAUAGAUGCUUUAAUUCAGCAAAAAUGGAAAGAGGAGAUAAAAUUCAUGGAAUAUUAUUCUGAAGAUCUUGGCAAACAAACUUUGCAAAAAGAUAUUGAGGAUUGUUUCAAUGAAAAAGCUUUUCAAUGUGCUCAAACAAUGUUGUCACGAAGUCGAAAAAAUGAUGGCUUUUUUACUAGAUUCUUUGCAUCAGAUAAUUCAAUUAAAAACAAAAGAUUGUAUAGCAUAUUUGAACAAGUUUUCUUGAAGGAAUAUGACAAAAAUAAGUCUUUUGACUUGAGUUCUGCUCUCCAGUUUCUUUUCCAAUGGUCUUUCUCAGUUCAGUUUUAUCAACUAUUCUACAAAGAAUCUGCAAUAAAGCAUUUCAGAGAAGGUACUAAGGUAUUAAUAGAACAAAUUGCUGAUUAUUUCCAAGAAUCUGCAAUACAGCUAGAAACUGCUGAAAUCUCUGUUAAAGACCUUGAAUUGAUUUUAAAACACAAAACUGAAUAUUCUCUUCUGCAUUCAACCAUAAAAGCAGCUUUUCGAAAGGAAAGUUCUUCUGUUGAUGAUGCUAGCCAGGAAAUGGAAAUAUUUAAUCAAUGUGGAACUUAUUUAAAAACAUUUAAAAAAACAAAAUCUGUUGUUGAAGAUUUUUGUGAACUUUGCUUUCAGCUAAACAAUGCUGGUGUUGUGGUCAAUUAUGAAGAGCUUCGAAGUCAAGUGAAAAAAUAUGUACAAGAUUGUAAAGUCAUUUCUCUCAUAGUUAAUGAUAAUCCAAAUAAUAUUCAUGCCACCAAUUUUUUUGGUAUAUCACUCGAAGACCUCAAAAGUUUUGAAAUCUUAUCAUAUAUCAAGGAGAGUAAGAUAUUUCUUCAUAUGAUGGGUACAAAAUUAACAGGGCUGAGGGAAAAUCCUUUUGAUGAAGAUGAAGAUUCUAACUUACAAUGGAAGCAAUUUCUUGAAUUUUGGACUGAAUUGAAACCAGAUGUUUUCAACUUCAUAAAAACAGUUGACGAAGGAACUUUAUCGUUGACAGAAGUCGCUGGACAUUUUUCAUGUUCACGUGACAAUGAAAGGGAAACAAAUUUUGAAGUUCAACUUCUUUAUGAUUUUUAUCGAACAUAUUUUGUUGAUGCUUCAGAAUUGGAUGUAGACUCAGAUAAUUCAAUGGAUAUCACUGAUGAUGUGGACAAAGAUGACACUUCUUUGAAGUCGAAAAAUGCCGAAUCAUCAGCCGAGACAGUUGAGGAUAAAAAACUUAAAAAUUUGAAUGACCGGGUACGACAAAUUGUCAACACAUUCAAGCAGAAUGAAGCUGGCAGUGCAGUUGAUGUUCUGCUUCGACUUCGAGACAGGUUUCGACUCCAAGGAAAUUUUGAAUUUAUUGAAGACAGGAAGAAAAUGUUGACAGAGCAGGAAAAUGUCUUGCUUCGAGAAGUACCAAUAAGUUUAGAUAUUCCAGAAGUUUGUAAUAUUCCUACAGAAAAUUUAAAAUUAUUGGAAGCGUUUUUGGAAGAAGAUGAUCUCAUUGAGUGGCUUCAACAAAAAAUGAAUGACAUCAAUGAGGUUAAAGUUAUGUGUGACCUUGCAAUGAUAUUAGCUGGUGAAAACCCAAUGGAAGUUGAUCGUGUUUCAAACUUACUUGGAGCAGUGAUGGGUUUUGCUCCUCUUAUUUUUUGGCCAAAAAAUGUUUCAACAAAUUUGGAUAAUGCAACUGUUGAUGAAGAGUCAGAGCAAACAAUUCAAGAUGUGGAAAUUAAAGAAGUCGAAACAAAUACAGGUCUAAAAGAUCUAUUGGAAAAAUGCAAUCAAGUGUGGAGCAACUAUAAAGGCGAUAAGGACAUCUUAACAAAAUGGAAAGUCACAAGUGAACAACUUCCUUGGUUUAAAGAACUGGAGCAGUUUCACGGUUCAGUUGAAAAGUUGUCACUUAUCAGAACUCAAGAAAUCAAUGAACGAGGAGUUUAUACAAUUGAGAAAAAAGAUGUCAGUGCUCUUCCGAAUGUAGAAAAUUGUUUGAAUUUGGUUGUUCCGGGAAAAGAUGCAACAGACUCAGAUCAAAUCCUCAGCCUUGGAGAACUCUGUGAGUUACAGUCAAAAUUAAUGUUGAUUGCCGGAGAGGCAGAAAAAGGUCAGCGUGAUGUCAACAUAUUUGUAGAAAACUUGACUUCCAUCCAGAAAUUAACAGAAGUAUAUGUGAAGUUACUUGAAUCUGGAUGCAUGCUAUUCAAUGAGUGGUGUCUCACAGUCAGAUGUCUGAGUGAAUCGAGCAAUAUCACAAACACAAUUAAAAUUGACAUCAAAUUUACUUCUGAUACUCCAUUGAUCUCUUCUGUUGGAACUCACACAGAUUUGGACAAACUUACUGGAAUAUUAUCAGAAUCUUUGCAAGGAUGGAUCGAUUAUGUUUCAACAAAACGAAUGGACUUCUACUACCUGAAUGAAUACAGUAUUCAGCAAAUACUUCAUCUAUGUAGACAACUUUGUAUAUUCAAGCAAACAAAACAUUUGCCUGCACAGGUUUUUGCUCUUCUGUCGUUUGUGCGAAAUGAUUUCACUCAAGAAGAUUUAGUAGAAUGUUUAGAAAAUUUAACUGAGACUAUAGAUGAUUCACAAAUGAAAGUUGACAUUGAAGCUGGUGCAAUGGAACUGGAAUCAGAAGAUGACAAUCUGUCUGAUGAUGAAUCAGAGGAUGAGAAUUUAUCUGAUGAUGAAUCAGUUGAUGAAAACGACCUGAUAGAACAUCAGCAAGUAACCCAAACUGAAUUGAAGAAACGUCUUGAAACUGUUAGAAGUUUAGUACGCGAUGGGAUUGAUGAAAAUCUAGCUAAAGCUGCUGUUCAAUCAGAAGGAUGCGAUGAUUUGUCAAAAUUACAAUAUUGGGCUCUUUUGCAUGAUGGAGAAGAUGAUUUAAUUCAAGGGCUUUGUUCAACUUUUAACGAUGCCAUUGAAUUAAAUCAAGAAGAAAGUUUAGAACUUCAAAUGCUGGCAUCAGCUUUAAGUACAAGCGGAAAUACUUUGUUGGAAGUGAUCGGCAGAUUACGAGAAAAUAUUAUAUCAACUAUUGGAAGUAAUUUUUUGGAUUCUGUCAACACUAUAUGCAAUGGCUAUUUGGACGAAGCUAUUGGAAUCGAUUUAGAGGACUACCUAAGUAUUGAACAACUUGGCAAAUGCUUGAACAAUUUGAGCCAGGAAGGUCAAUCUCAUCGUCAACUAAUUCCUGGAUUAAGACAUGGCCAGCCCAAUCUUCUAGUUUGCAAUGAAGAAGAUAUUCUCCCUACAGUGCUAUCGUUGUACAUGAAUAACAUUGAUCAACCUUUACCUGGGAGAUCAGAAGUUGUUAUAUGCAAUGAGGAAACAACUGCAGAUGAAGUUGAAAGAUUUUUUCGAAGAGCAAUGUGUUCUUGUCAGGAUAAUAAUCAGCAUUUGUUCACUUUGGCUUUUGCUGAUAAAUUGAAAUUGGAAGUUUCAACAGCGGUAGAAGAAAUAUUUCGGGAAUUGUCAUCUUGUAACGAAGAAAAACUUAAUAAAAAGUAUCAACUUGUAAUUGUAACAAGCAGUCAAAAGCAUUAUCUCUCAACUUGUUUUGACAAGUAUCUUGUUGAUGGUAAGUGGAGUGCUUCAAUGAGUGAAAUACAAGAUUAUUUGAAACAGCAUCUUGAAAAUAAAAAAACACAAAUGAAAAAAUAUGGCAAAACUGGACUGGACAAUUUUCUUGUAAAAGUUGUAAUGUCGGAUAGAUCUGGAGUUGGGAAAUCAUUAUAUGUAAAACGAGUUAAAGAAAAGCUCGAAGAUUCUGUGAAAAAUAAACUUCAUUCUACUACAAUACGUUUACUUGAGAACAAACUGGACUCUGACUACAUUAUUGAAAAAUUGAAUGACAUAAACAGGCAUAAUGAAACUCAGAAAGACAGUGUUUCAUUGAUUCACAUUGACUUGACACCUGCUGUUCAACAUGGGAUAAAAUCUUUCGCAUUCAAUCUUUUUGUUCUUGGAAGUAUCCAAGGUAGUCAAGGACAAGUGUGGAAAACACAUCCGAAUCAUUUAUACUUUAUUGAAAUGACAGAUUUUGGCUCAACUGGAAAAAAAAGAUUUUCGAAUCAACAUAUAUUGAAUAUGUUGCCCUAUGUGAAAUGUUUUUCUCCGCAAGAGAUAUUGAAUGGAUGCAAUAAAAAUUUUGAUGAACAAAUUGGUAUGGAUGUCGAAGAAUUUUCAUCUGAAACAUUUCAAAGGCCAUAUCAAUAUCUACUGAGACAUGAUAACAAACAGGAUCUGGAUCUUUUUGCCUAUUCUACACCAGAAGGGAACCAAGAUAACUGCAUUGAAGUCUUACUACGUCACUGCUGCAUGCAAAAUCCAUCUUGGGCUCAACUUCGGCACUUCUGUAGCUUUCUCAACGUUCAGCUACAAAAUUGUGAAAAAUCUGUGUUUUGCACCAGUCCAGCUAUAAAACAAGAUUUGAACGGAUUGAAAGAAUUUGCUGUAAAGUUUAUGAUAAGAAUGGCCCAGGAUUUUGCAACCCCGUCUUUAAAAAUUUCAGACAGCAGCAUCUCUGAUAAUCACCGUCAAGGAUUUCAGGCACAUCAAAUUCGAAGAAAGUGGGAGGAAUCAACUCACCCUUAUGUGUUCUUUAAUGAUGAUCGUAAAACCUUGACUUUCAUCAAUGUAAAAAUUAACAAAGAAGGUCAUUUACUUGAUGACAAAGGCCAAAUAACAAAGCACAACAUUGCAACUCCAGGAUUGGUCCAAGCCCUUAAACUCCAAGGAAUGGAUUUGGAAAAAGAUUUUGAUAGUUAUUCUAGGCAAGAAAAGUUGAUUCGUUUGCGACGUGUGUUGGGCGUAGAAGAUGACUAUGACCAGUAUGACCCUGAUCCAAGCUAUGAACUCACAACUGAUAACGUCCUAAAAAUUCUUGCAAUUUAUAUGAGAUUUCGCUGCCAAAUCCCUGUGAUCAUCAUGGGUGAAACUGGAUGUGGCAAGACAAGAUUAGUUGAGUUUAUGAGUAAAUUAAAAGCUGGUAGACCAAAGGCCAAUACUAUUGAGAAUGUUCAAAAUAUGAUUACUCUGAAAAUUCAUGGUGGAAUAACUGUUGAUGAUAUUCAUAAAAGUGUCAAAAAUGCUGAAGAGGCUGAAGUUAUGAACAGGGAAAAGCACAAUCUGACAACAACAUUAUUUUAUGAUGAAGCAAAUACAACAGAAGCAAUUUAUGCAAUCAAGGAAGUUAUGUGUGAUCUUAGUAUUGGCGGAAAGUCUUUUGAAGACUCAAGAUUGCAACUUGUUGCUGCAUGCAAUCCUUAUAAAAAACUUUCACAAGAAGCCAUUAAGAAAUUGGAGGAUUCUGGACUUGGAUAUCGAAUUCAUACAAGUGAAACUGCUCAUUUAUUUGGCAAUAUCCCAGUUCGUACACUGGUAUACAGAGUUGUUGCAUUGCCUCCAAGCAUGCAACCAUUUGUAUGGGACUUCGGGCAGUUGAAUGAUCAUGCAGAAAAAAUUUAUAUAGAGCAGAUGACGAAAAAACUUGCAACUGAUCUUAAGUUGAAUGAGAAAACAAUUUCGAUCAUUAACCUUGUGCUUUCACAAUCACAAAGAUUCAUGAGGACAAGAAAAGAUGAGUGCAGAUAUGUCAGUCUACGGGAUGUGGAGAGGUGCAUGAUAACAUUCAAAUGGUUCUUUGAACAUCAGGAUGUUAUUUUUGACCAUAUUGAAAAAGAAGUUGAAGAAUCUUGUAAAAAGGCACAAAAACCAAUUCCUGAAAUCAACAGAGAAAUCCGAAUAAUAAUACAAACUGUUGGAGUUUGUUACCAUGCAUCACUUGAUGAUAGACAAGCUUUUCGAAAAGUUUUGGUAAAGAAUCUUGCAAUAGCAAAUGUUGAUGAAAGUUACAUAAACAUGGAGCUCACAGCAUGUCAGUCUGUGUUUUUACGCAACAUAAGAAUAGGAGAUAACAUCGCUUGCAAUCAAGCUCUGAAAGAAAAUGUUUAUAUGAUGGCCAUCUGUGCUGAUAUGAAAAUUCCAUUGUUCUUGAUUGGCAAACCAGGAAGCUCAAAGUCAUUGGCAAAAACAAUUAUAACCAACAAUAUGCAAGGGCAGACUUCACAUGCACCUUUGUACAGAAACUUGAAACAGAUUCAUAUACUUUCAUACCAAUGUAGUGCACUCACUGAUGCAGCAGGAAUCAAAAGCGUUUUUAAGCAAUGUGCUCAGCUGCAAAAGAAACAGGAUUUGAAAACGUUUACUGCUGUUGUAGUUUUGGAUGAAAUCGGUCUUGCUGAAGAUUCUGCUAACAUGCCACUGAAAGUUCUUCAUCCGCUUCUGGAGCGUCGAAGUACAGAUCUAACUACUGUCUUACAACCUGAUGAUGAAAGAGUUGGGUUUGUUGGAAUCUCCAAUUGGGCUCUGGAUCCUGCAAAAAUGAAUAGAGGAAUAUUCCUGACAAGAAGUAAACCUACCGAACUUGACUUAAAAAAGACAGGAAAAGAUAUCGUUCAAAAUACCAACUUAUGGAGAAUCAAUGAAGACAUUUUUGAAUCUUUGACAGAAGCUUAUCUGGAAGUUUACAAUGUAGUUCAGGAAAAAGAAUAUUUUGGGCUGAGAGAUUAUUAUAGCCUCAUGAAAAUGCUUUGCCACAAGCUUGCAACUGUUAAAAAAAAUGAAAUUAGCUUUGAAGAUGUUGUUUAUGCCGUUCUUCGAAAUUUUAGUGGAGGGCCCACAGGAGUUCAUGAUACAAUUAUAGAAAAAGUCUUCAAUGUAUUUAAAGAACAAAGUGGCGAUAGCACUCUUGCAAUUCCUAAUAUUCCCUUGCAAAAUAUGAUUUGCGAUAAUCUUUGUGAAACAGAAAGCAGAUUUUUACUUCUUCUGGCUAACCAGUUUUCAGUUGUCCACUUGUUAGAAUAUUGCAUUAAAAAUAACAAUAGAGGAUUUCAUGUUGUGUUUGGUUCGAGUUUUCCAGGAGAUCACAGUUACACUGAAAUAUGUAGAAAUAUAAAUAGAAUUAAAGUAUGCAUGGAAACUGGAAAAACUGUAAUUCUUCUCAACAUGACCGAAAUACACGAAUCACUCUAUGAUGCUCUUAACCAACAUUUUGUGACAUUAGGGGGACAAAAUUAUGUUGACCUUGGUCUUGGAGGCCACAGGGUCAAAUCCAGAAUUUCCAAAGAUUUUAGACUAAUUGUUAGAGAAAAAGACUGCGUUUUUCAUAAAUAUCCAAUACCAUUGAUAAAUAGGCUUGAAAAACACCAUUUCAACUCAGAAAGUCUUUUGGAUGAAGCUUCAAGAAUUGAAUCCGAAGAGUUAUCCUCGUGGGCUUCAAAUUUUACCAAGUUGAAAAAAUCGACAUUUGUCGAAAGCGAUGCAUUUGUUGGAUUUCAUGAUGAUACAAUUAGUUCUGUUGUUCUGACCACAGAUUUUACUAAUGAACUUGAAUGUGAGCAGUCUUAUUGUCCGUACAAAUUUACUCUUCUGCAGUCUUGUUCAAUGGAUGCAUUGUUGAGGUUGAACAAUUCAAGUCUAUGUACUGCUGAAGUGGAUAUGGCUUUGGAAGUUUACUUUAGGCAACAAUGUCAUGACAGACUUGUUGAUGUAUUGAAUAGAUGCAUUGAAGAAAACCAGAAACUUUCAUGUAUGGAGAUUAUUUCGUACUCAAGCAUAUUGUCUGAAAAUGAUAAAUAUGUUCUUGAACAACAACUUGGAAAUAUAGAUGUUAAACCAAUAAUAACACGUUGGUCACUUCAACUUUUCCAUACACAGCAAGAAUAUUCUGAUAAACUCGAUGUUUUUUUUAAUCAGUGCAGUAAACCCAUUGAAAGUUGCACCAAAAGCGUCCAUAUUCUGCUUGUUCAAUGUGCGCAGGCACAAAUAAAUAGUUCUCUUAUAGCUUGUGCACAACAUUGUUUGACGAAUAAAUUACUGGAGUUCAAAAAUAAAUCAAAUAAUAAUUCUAAUGCCACUGUUGUCAUUGCAAUGUUGUUAUCAAUUGAAAGAGAAUGCAAAUUGGGAUCAAAAUCUGAAGCACUUGUACUGCAACAUACACAAGAAUUCAAUAUCAUUUAUGUGGAUGAGCUCCGUCCUACUGACCACCACCUUGCUCCAGCUAGCAAGUUUUUAGGCAAAUCUUUGUCAGAAGUAUUUGAGAUUGGCAAGCAAGAGCUAGAAUUGAAGAAUGAAGAAGUUCUUGUGAAUAUGAAGUCUCUCCUAAGUGAUAGUGUAUGUGAAGCGGUGGCAAAAGUAGAAAGCGAAAAAAAACAGAGCAAUAGAUACUUCAAGCGUAUUGAAAUACUGAAAAAAUUGUUUUUGGAAAAUAAAGAUGCCAAUAAAUAUUUCUGCAAACUUCUGCUUGAUAAAAUGGUAACUGUUUUGUUGGAAAAACAUGAACAAAAUGAUAAUAAAGAUUGGAUUGAAUCAGAAGCUUUGAACAGAGAAAACUUGCAAGAGGGAGGGACAUUCAGAAAAACUAUCUGGCUUUGUUUGAAGAAGCAUGCCGCUCGCAUUCUUGCAUGUGUUGUUAGUGUCAUUGAUCGAGACAAUAACAUGGAUCUUAUUGAAAACGAAUCUGUCGCUCCCUGGUUAACCAACAUGUGGUUGAGCAUGUUCGAGCUACUAGACAUAACCUGGACAGAUGUGACUAAAUCAGCAAAAUUCACCAUACCCGGAUCAAUGUAUGCUAACAAAUGUUGUCAAUUGCCAUUCAGCUUUAUAAUCAUUGAUUUUCUCAAUACAGAAUAUGCUUUAGAAUCUAAGCACUGCAGAAAUCUUAAUGAAGUUUUUCCUGGAUUGUUUCAAAAUCAAAAAAUGUAUGAAGUCGUUGUUAAUGCUCUGAAGAGUGCACAAAUUUCUGUUAUGAAGGCAUUUGUAAGUGAUCUUGUAACAACUCUGUACAUUCCUGGUUCGGAUGAUGCGAAUGAAGCCAAACUUAUCGAAGAUACUAUUUUUAAAAUGUCUCUGACAGCUUUCAAAACUGCUCGACACAGACCAGAGUUUCAUUCUGGGGGAGAAAUUGCAAUAAUAUUCCUGACAUACAAAGAACUUGAGAGGAAGUUACAGAUAUUUUCAACAGUUGUUCAUGCUUGUCCAAAAAUAUUGGAAAAUGCAAAGACCUGGGAAAAGAAUCAAUCUGAAGCAUUCAUUCUUCAUCUUGAAGCAGCAAAAGACACAUUAAAAAUAUUUGAAAAAUAUGGCAGAAAAGAUUGA